GAAUUGUUAUUAUUCUCCUCCCUGCCUGUAACUCAUUGAUUACCUAAUUAAUCAACUCCUAGCAAGUAAAUUUACAUAUUUAUCGGUCUAACCUAAUUAGCACUCGUCUCGGUUGUGUCAAUCUCAACCCUUAACGUCUCGGCUUCGAUUACUGAUCAUAUAAAGACACAGAAACAGAACCUCCGAAGCGGAUUAAUGCCUUGCAACUAUUUCCUAUUUAGAAUGAUUCUACAAUGGAUUUCUAAGCUUGACGACAUAAAGGUGUAUAUUGGAAAAUGGUUUCUCAGCAGGAAUACUAAUCACCAUUCUCAGACUUAGUAACGUGGCCGGUUUCGACAUACUGGGUGCUUUGUGUGGAGCCCUCGAGAAGGGGAUUAGGUAUAUAUAUAUGUAUGUAGGUUCAUCAUGUAGAACAGUCCCUUUCAAUCAAAGUUCCAAUCAUAUAUCAAGAGUAUAUAAGGAUACAAAACGUCAAAAGAAGUAGUUCACUUCAUUGCCUGUUAUUUCUAUAAGUCAAUCAGUCAUUUAUACAACAGUAAUUCUAUUUAUCCUACUUCAAAAUGGCAAUUCCAUCCUCAAACAACAAGACAGUCCUUAUAACCGGCAUCAAUGGCUAUAUAGCCAGUGUCCUAGGUCUGCAUCUCCUUCAAGCCGGCUAUUCUGUUCGCGGCACCACUCGUCGUGUCUCUAGUGCGGAACCAUUGCUCAAAGGUCCUUAUGCACCUUACAUUGACCGAGUAAAGAUAUAUGAAGUACCUGAUAUGACAAUUUCUGGUGCUUUCGAUGAAGCUGUUCAAGGCGUCGAUGGAAUCUUCCACACUGCAUCUCCCAUAGACAUGAAGCUUGACACCUACGCCCAAGUUGUCACUCCAGCCGUAGAAGGCACCAAAACCGCUCUCUUUUCCGCCCUAAAAGCCGGACCCCAACUCAAAGCUGUAGUGAUAACCUCCUCCAUCAUCGCCGUCUUCAAUCCCCGCACCGACGACUACACCUUCACCGAAAGCGACUUUGCCUCCGUCUUCCUCGCCCAAGCCCAAGAAGAUCUCAAAGAAAGCCGUCCUACCCGCGCCGGAGUCCUCUACGGCGCCUCCAAAACCGCCGCUGAAGAAGCCGUCUGGAAAUUCCGCACUGAGCGUUCCCCCUCCUUCGCAAUCGCAACCAUUAACCCCGCCUACGUCCUCGGACCCCCAGCAUACCUCCCCGAAACAGGCGAGAAACUAAACGACACCCUCCAACCCAUCUACAAAAUCCUUACCGGCGCCACCAAAACCAUCCCUGCUGACGCCGGCAGCAGCAGUACCGUAGACGUGCGCGAUGUAGCGGACAUGCAUAUCUGGGCGUACGAACACCCCGAAAAAUCAGACGGGGAGCGCUACAUCGCGUGUUCGGGCCCAGGUCCCGCACAGGGACAGGCUGAUAUCCUGCGGGAGUAUUUCAAGGAGAAGGGGGAUGAGGAAGCUCUUGCGAAGAUCGUGGUUGGGACUCCCGGGAAAGAUUAUGUAGGAUAUAAUAAGGAAACAGAAAAGGUAGAGAGUGUGGAAUGGCUUCCGGGGGGAGUGCAUAUAAGUGGAGAGAAGGCAGAGAGGGAAAUGGGAUUCAAAUAUAGGAACUUUAAGGAGAGUUCGAUUGAAACGGCGGAGGCGUUAAAACCUUUGCUUUAAGGGGAAUUGGAGAGAAGAUUUUCGACAUAUACAGUUACUUCAUGUACUUUUAGACAACCGCUUACAAAACAAACCAAACCAAUAAAAAUGAUUCUCAGAACAACAAAAUGCAAAUUCCGAAUUCCAAAGUCCA
This is a messenger RNA of Botrytis cinerea B05.10, 1794 nucleotides long. RefSeq lists its product as hypothetical. The transcript is spliced from 2 exons. The coding region runs from base 561 to 1661 and encodes 366 amino acids. The record is from RefSeq and is a predicted model, not a curated record. Gene Ontology annotation, molecular function: oxidoreductase activity, acting on the CH-OH group of donors, NAD or NADP as acceptor. NCBI's taxonomy places the organism in Eukaryota, Fungi, Ascomycota, Leotiomycetes, Helotiales, Sclerotiniaceae.